GACGAGUUGUAAACAUUUCUAAACCUUCAGUUGAUCAAGGUCAUUUUGCCUGUGGUAGUUUUCGACGUUAUCCCCGCAGUUUCAGAUAUUCUAGGUCAGCAAUACUCGUCUGUCCUAACCUUUAGCCGUCCAGUCACGCCUGUCAUCAUGGAGCCAUAUACGAACACAGGAGCCGUGAAUUGUAACGUGGAUAUUGAUGCGAGCAAUGUUAAGGGCAAGACUGCUGUCGUUACCGGCGGAGCCAACGGCAUCGGUGAAGCAUAUGUUCGCGCGUUGACAGGCGCUGGGGCUUUUGUCGUUAUUGCAGAUCUUGACGCUGAAGAAGGCGCAAGACUGGAAAAGGAAUUGGGCAGCUCAGUCAAGUUCGUCAAGUGCAAUGUCACCGUCUGGGCCGAUCAACUCGCCGUCUUCAAAACUGCGCUUUCGUCUUCGCCGUCCGGCAGAGUGGACAUUGUCAUUGCAAAUGCCGGCAUCAGUGGAGCCGAUUCAGUCUUCUUCAACGAUGUCGAGGCCGAGGAGCCGGAAGAACCAAAGCUCAACAUCCUCAACGUAAAUCUCACCGGCGUUAUGUACACCGUCAAACUGGCACUUCAUUACUUCCGCCGACAGAAUGCUUUGAACAAAGGGGCUCCCCUGGAUCAAGUCCUCAUAUUGCAAGGCAGUCUGGCAGGAUAUCUCGACCUCCCUGGAGCCGUUCAGUACAUUGCCUCCAAAUUUGGCCUUCGCGGGAUGAUGCGGGCUCUUCGCAAGACAGAGCACCAACACAACAUUCGAGUGGCAUAUAUUGGACCAUGGUUUGUCGAAACCAAGAUUUUGAGCAAGGCAGCCGUCGAACAUCUAACGAAGUCGGGCAUCGAGUUUGCCACGGUCGAAGACGCUGGCCAGUGCGCACUGAGAAUCGUGUCAGAUCCCAAAAUCAAUGGUCGAGCAUUUGCAAUCCUUCCCCGAAGUUGGGCGCCUCGUGGAUAUGUGGAUAUCGAUUACGACGACUAUCCCGUGGGCACAUUGUUGGAGAAGCUGCAGAGUUCUGCCACUGGAAGCGACCAUCGCUCAGCUCUCGACCCCGAAAAGCAGAAAACAAAAACUCAAUGGUCAGCGUCGGCGACAAAUUGAGCACCCAGACGAGGUGUGCGAACUGAAGGAUCGCCCGAUGAUAUAUGUUCUUUACACACUGAGGUGUGCUAUAGCUCCAAUCAAAAGGCAAAAGCG
Cladophialophora immunda is the source of this 1209-nucleotide messenger RNA. RefSeq lists its product as uncharacterized. The transcript has 8 exons. The coding region runs from base 148 to 1113 and encodes 321 amino acids. Lineage: Eukaryota; Fungi; Ascomycota; Eurotiomycetes; Chaetothyriales; Herpotrichiellaceae. The record is from RefSeq and is a predicted model, not a curated record.